AUGGCUAUCGGAUGUUGGUGUUGUUGCUCUCGUGAUAGUGUGGAUACCAUCGACACUUACCAUCAUCCACUAGUUGAUACAGUUAACCAGCAAACUACAACUGAUGUUAGGCAUGCCAACACAACAGUAGCUGGAAAAGCUAUUAAUAGCACAACAGGAAGACCAACACCCUCACUUCCACAGAACUCCACAUCUACCAGUUCAAGCAUUUCAUCAAAAGAAUCGAUUGGGAAUGCACCUACAAAAGCCAAAAGAAUAUCUGAAAUGAGCAAAGGAAAAGACAACAAAGCGCGUCCACUUCCCAUACCAAAGAACAUCAAACCCAUUAGUUGUAAAAACAACAAAAUGCUCAUUCGCCCACUUCCAAUCCCACCGAUUACAAAACUAAAUGCUCCUUCUACAAAUUAUACAAAGAAGGAAGGUCGAAGUUCCCUACCACCAACUCGACAACAUACCUCAACGAAGUAUGUAAGUAGUUCAAAGGAGGAAGAGAACAAAACGGAAAAUCGAUGUCUUCAAGAAAAGCAAAAUCCGAGCAUUCUUCCAAAAGGAGUUAGGAAGAAGGAAAAAAAAGACAGACAGUCCAAAGAGAAGGAAUCAUUGAGACGAGCUUCAACAAGAGAAAGACCACAUCAAAGUCGCCAAACCAGUACUGACAAUGUAAGAAGUACAGAAAUUACCAACAAUGCCACAAGAGUGGUGCUUCGCGGCUUUGAUGAAAAUGGUGUUGAGUGCACUAUUGUAAAUGAUGUUUAUAUUCCAAAGCUGGAUCUGUCAUGGUUGGAUGAGGAUGGUAAGCCAGUUCCAGUAAAACCAAAAGAGAAGAGACGGAUCAUUAAAAACCGUAUUUUACGUGCUAAGAGAAAACGGGUGAAGCAAAAGGCGUUAGAGAGAGAACGAAAUCAGCAGGGUACCAAAGUGGAAGAAAAUCCUUCAAUAGCUACAAGUGAAGUUGUGAAUAUAACACCAGUGAAAGAAACUUGCAACUCCACAUGGACCUUAUUAGAAGAUCCUCUAUCUUCAGCUAAUGAAACUCCCAAAAAUGAUGUUGAUGAACAAAGAAUGGGUAUGAGAGAUAAUCCAGAAAAAGACGACAAAUCCAAAGGAGCGAAAGAUGAGGGUGAAAGAUACACAGAAAAAGGGAGACGAUGGUCCAAAUAUGACAGAAAAAGAGAAGACAUCGACCCCUCGAAGCUCCAUUCUCUUCAAGCUAGUGUAGUCGACAGAUACUAUAAAGAUUUUCUAACCAAGUAUGAGGCAAAACAAAGAAAAAAGAAUAAAAAUCAGGAAUCGGCGGCAAGAAAUGUGGAUGAAGAAGCAGAAGGGCAGAGGAAGACUAGAAAUAAUACACAUGGAAUUUCAAAAGAAGAAGAUGAAAUGGGAUCAGGACAGCAAGACAGGAAAGAAAGAAGUGUAGUUGGAGAAGAAACGGAAGACAAUGGUGUAUUGGAAGUUGAAGUAAACUCUAACAGAAAGAGAAGGGAGAAUUAUGGUCAAAAUAACAAUGCUAUAAAAGGAUUCAACAAGGAAUAUCCUGACAAAAAAUUCAAUCAUGAAAAGGUUCAGCAUACAGAUUACUCUGUUUUCUUGGCUGAUUCAGCAAUUACCACAGUCCAAAAGAACACCGAGGCAAAGAGAGCAGCUGAGGAAAAAAUGGAAGCAGCAAUAAUGGAGACUGGAUCUAGUGAGGGCGUAAAUGCUUUAUGA
Messenger RNA from Lottia gigantea (owl limpet), 1707 nucleotides. RefSeq lists its product as hypothetical. The transcript is spliced from 2 exons. The record is from RefSeq and is a predicted model, not a curated record. Bases 1 to 1707 code for a protein of 568 amino acids. Lineage: Eukaryota; Metazoa; Mollusca; Gastropoda; Lottiidae.